Fulvia fulva is the source of this 1101-nucleotide messenger RNA. RefSeq names its product Inositol phosphoceramide mannosyltransferase 3. Lineage: Eukaryota; Fungi; Ascomycota; Dothideomycetes; Mycosphaerellales; Mycosphaerellaceae. The coding region runs from base 1 to 1101 and encodes 366 amino acids. The transcript has a single exon. Gene Ontology annotation, molecular function: mannosyltransferase activity. Gene Ontology annotation, biological process: mannosyl-inositol phosphorylceramide biosynthetic process. The record is from RefSeq and is a predicted model, not a curated record.
AUGCGACCCAAGACCAUCGCUUUCGCCACCACGACGCUGGUUGCAACAGUGACCUUCUUCACCCGACAUCAUCUCCACGUCCUAUACGAGCUCGGACACCAGUACUCAACGUUCGCAACAUAUCUCAAGAACCACCCAGACACGCUCUUCCGCUAUCCAAACGAGCCCGGUCAGACACUCAGUCCCGAUCUCUACGACGCCUUCCUCCCAGAGCCAGUUCCCAAGAUCAUCCACCAAAUCUACCUGACGAACGGCCGCCCAAUCGCCAAUUUAACCAAGUACGAAGCACAAAUCGAAAGCUGCAAACACUUCCACCCGGAAUGGAACCACAAAAUAUGGACAGACGAACCCGCUACCGCUUUCAUCGCGGAACACUAUCCAGAUCUCGCACCCCACUACAACUCCUACAACCAGAACAUCCAGCGCGCUAAUGUCCUUCGCAUCGCCUUGCUUCACCACUACGGCGGCGUCUUCUUCGAUCUCGACAUCACCUGUCGAAGCUCUCUCGCCGCUCCUCUGGACCCCAGCACGCCAAACUCGGCAUUGACGCAUCUCCCACUACUUACACCAGGCGCCUCACCGGCUGGGGUCAACAAUGCCUUCAUCCUCGCUCAGAAAGGACACUCUUUCCUCAAACAUCUCCUCGAUCGCGCCCCAGCUAGAGAUCUCUGGUGGCCGAUUCCGUAUGCGCACAAUAUGUUCAGCACGGGCUGUGAGUUCUUCUCAGAUGCGUGGAUGUCAUACCAAAAAGUCAAGGCACCGGAGAAAGGAAACAGAACCUUCAUCCUAGCAGACCAACAAGGCAGGUUGGAACCUUUCAUGCUCAAAGGCAAAGUCGUAACUCCUCUCCUCGAACACGGCGGAGAAUCGAGUUGGCAUCGGUGGGAUAAGCGGCUCAUCUUCUCGCUCAAGUACAUUUUCGUCGAUUGGCCGGUUGUGGGGUGGGGUGGAGUUUUGGUUGGGGUGGGUUUGAUGUGGGUUGUGGGGAGGCUGGUGAGAGGUUCUGGGUCUGGGAAGAGGAGACGGUCGAGAGUUUUGUUUAGGGCGAGUAUGGAUAAGACGGGGCUGGUGGAGCUUGAGGAUGGACGGUCGAGGGAUUGA